UUUCAAAGGCGAUGCUGCUGCAGUCAUCACUAAAAUGUCAGCAUUUGCAUUUUGUAAUGCUGCUGCUGCUGAUGUGCUGCCAGCAGGGAAGACCGUCGACGGUCGCGCCUGUGCGUGUGCGCGUGUGUCUGAGGUGGGCGGAGUCUGGUCCUGAAGUCUUCUCCAGUCGGCUGCGACGCGCCGCUCAUUCGGACUCGGCAUCAGCCAGCAGAAGCCCGUCAGGACCGGAAGCAUCAUGGCAACCACCACGUGCACGCGUUUCACGGACGAGUACCAGCUGUACGAGGAGCUCGGCAAGGGAGCCUUUUCUGUGGUGCGCCGCUGUGUCAAAGUGUGCACGGGCCAAGAGUACGCCGCCAAAAUCAUCAACACCAAGAAGCUGUCCGCCAGAGACCAUCAGAAGUUGGAGAGAGAGGCCAGGAUCUGCAGGCUGCUCAAACACUCCAACAUUGUUCGUCUCCAUGACAGCAUCUCUGAGGAGGGUUUCCACUACCUUCUCUUUGACCUGGUGACAGGAGGUGAGCUCUUUGAAGACAUUGUAGCCAGAGAGUACUACAGCGAGGCAGAUGCCAGUCAUUGCAUCCAUCAGAUUGUAGACAGCGUGUCUUACACACACCAACAUGACAUAGUGCACAGGGACCUCAAGGUGCUGCUCUUCAGUAAAACACGUUGUUUGGAGGGGGGAGGGAGAUGCAGCCAUUGCAUCCAGCAGAUCCUGGAGGCGGUGCUGCACUGCCAUCAGAUGGGCGUGGUCCACAGGGACCUCAAGCCCGAGAACCUGCUGCUGGCCAGUAAGUGUAAGAACGCUGCCGUCAAGCUGGCUGAUUUUGGACUGGCCAUCGAGGUCCAAGGAGACCAGCAGGCCUGGUUCGGCUUUGCAGGUACGCCAGGUUAUUUGUCUCCAGAGGUGUUGAGGAAGGAAGCGUACGGGAAACCAGUAGACAUCUGGGCAUGCGGUGUGAUCCUCUACAUCCUCCUGGUGGGCUACCCCCCUUUCUGGGACGAGGACCAGCACAAACUCUACCAGCAGAUCAAAGCUGGAGCGUACGAUUUUCCCUCUCCAGAGUGGGACACGGUGACGCCAGAAGCAAAAAAUCUGAUCAACCAGAUGUUGACCAUCAACCCAAGCAAGAGAAUCACGGCACAGGAAGCACUCAAACAUCCAUGGGUCUGCCAACGCUCCACUGUGGCCUCCAUGAUGCACCGGCAGGAGACCGUGGAGUGUCUGAAGAAGUUCAACGCCAGGAGGAAACUCAAGGGUGCCAUCUUGACCACCAUGCUGGUUUCCAGGAACUUCUCUGUGGGACGUCAGACCACGGCGCCGGCGGCCGUUGGCGGCGUGUCGGGAAGCCCGGCCGGCAUCGUGGAACAAGCAGCCAAGAGCCUCCUCAACAAGAAGGCUGAUGUCAAGAGCACCAGCAGCAGGAACAGCACAGUCAGCAGUCCUAAAGUCCACGUGUCGUCUGCGGCGCUGGAGCCUCAGACUACUGUUAUCCAUAAUCCCGUAGAUGGGAUCAAGGAAUCCUCAGACAGCAGCAACACCACUACUGAGGAUGAAGACGUGAAAGCUCGCAAGCAGGAGAUCAUCAAGAUCACGGAGCAGCUCAUCGAAGCCGUCAACAACGGCGACUUUGACGCCUACUCGAAGAUUUGUGACCCCGGCCUGACGUCCUUCGAGCCCGAGGGUCUGGGGAACCUGGUGGAGGGGAUGGACUUCCACCGCUUCUACUUCGACAACCUCCUGGCCAAGAACAGCAAGCCCAUCCACACCACCAUCCUCAACCCGCACGUGCACAUGAUCGGCGAGGACGCCGCCUGCAUCGCGUACAUCCGCCUCACGCAGUUCGUGGACGCACACGGUCGACCCCGCUCCAGCCAAUCGGAGGAGACCAGGGUGUGGCAUCGCCGCGACAGUCGCUGGCAGAACGUCCACUUCCACUGCUCUGGGGCGCCCGCCGCCCCCCUGCAGGCCUGAGGUAAAUAACAUUUAUCAUUACGUAUUAUUAUAUCACUUUUAUUAUUGUUUUUUUCAUGAAUGAUCCUGGUUUAAUAUUACUACUGCAUCCAAACUCAUAUUUACAUACAUACACAUAUACUGUAUAUGUAUACACUAAUUGGUCAAUUUUUUACCAAUUUUUUCUCCGACUUAAGAACAAAUCGACUUGCGAACGGUCGUCUGGAACCAAUUGUGUUCGUAAGUUGGGACCUAGUGUACUACUUAGUUAGUAACUUGUAUUUGUACUCACAGCGCCACCUGUAGGCGUGUUUGAUGGCAGCCUAAGGGUGUGUGUGUGUGUGUGUGUGUGUGUGUGUGUGUGCUGUCAGGGCAGUGCCACCGACAUCAAGCGGUCCGUCCCAGAGGUGGAGCCAGCGUGGAGAGAGCAGCACAGCUGGGUGGGUGGAAGGUGUGUGGGGGGCUAGUCCCGUCCCCGGCGUCCCCCCCACACACAAACACCCACCUGACUCCUUCUGUCCCUUCCUAUGUCGGGAGCACAGCCUGAACUUUAACAUCUCUCCGCUUCCCGCCCUGAUUGCCCAUGGAACCCCGCACCCCCCCCGCAAAGGAGCGUCCACUUGUUGAUUGCAGCGUGUCGUGGUGCUCUCCCCCUUCUUCUUCUUCUUCGUCUUCUUCUUCUACUUCCUGUGACCAGCAUGGCCCCUGUUCCUGCAUGGCCGCCCAUGUGACGUCAUCGUGUCGUUGCCCCUCCCCCUCGCAGCGCUACCACGCAGCACUCUGCAGUUGUGUGCCGUCGUCGUGCCGAUGGUUGACGCGUCAGCCGUGCUGCAGCGAUGCCGUUCCCAUGCAUGAAGUCACGUCAGGUGCGUGUCUCCCGUCGUCGUCUUCUCUCUUCGGACCAAACUGCUGUGCUUUGCCUGCGCCUCUUUGCUUUUUCUUUGGACUUUGUCGGCUAUUUAGAAGAACUGCUGAGGAAACCAACCAGACUCCUUUGGUUUUGAGACCCUGACUCCUUCCCGCGUCAAGACAAUUCCAACAAACACUAAAAAUUUCAUCUUUACUUCAUCAUGUCUAUCCAACAAUACCGACGAUGUGUCUCAAUUGGUGCACUUGCAUUCUUACACUAAGUCUUUUCACUGCAUACUGUAAGUGGACACUUGUGUACUCACCCUCUGUCGUUUAAGUGCAUAAGUGCACACUUGUGUACUUACACUUAGUCUUUUAAGUGCAUAAGUGCACACUUAAUUGAAUACGUGCAAUAUGCACACUUGUGUAUUUAACACCUAAUAUUUUAAGUGCAUAAGUGGACACUUGUGUACUUACACUGAGUCUUUUAGUGCACACUUGCAUACUUAUGCUUCGUCUUUUGAGUUCAUAAGUUCACACUUGCAUAUGUACACUACACAGUUUUUUCAGUGCACAAGUGCACAUUUUUGUACUUACACUCAGUAUUUUGAUAGUGAUAGUGCAUAGGUGCACAAUUGUGUACUUAUACGUAAUCUAUUUGUGCACAAGUGCACACUUGAAUACUUACACUUAGUAUUUUGCAUGCAUAAGUGCACAUUUUUUUUACUCAAACUUACUUUUUUGAGUGCACCAGUGCACAAUUGUGUACUUACACUUAGCAUUUUAAGUGCAUAAGUAGAUGCUUGUGUACUUACACCUAGUCUUUUGUUGAGUGCAUACUGUAAAUGUAUUGACACCGAGAAGGACAUAAAAAUGCAGUACACUGUCUGUACCGGCAUGCUGGUGAGUGUGCGGUGGUGGAUACUCACCGCCCGAGGAGCGGCCGCAUUGGCUUCAUAACAGAAGGGGGGGGCUACCAAAGCAAAAGCGACGGCAUCAUCUCCGCCUCAUUUGAAGCAGGUGGUACAUGCAAACCAGAAAAAGCAAUCCUGUUCAAUGAUACCUAUGUCAUCAUGCUUAAUGAUACCUACUAUGAUAUGUAUGUACAGUGGAGAUGAGUGGGCAGAUACUUGAUGGGACGAUCCAAACGUUGGAGAUAAUGCUCCGUGGAGUGGUUGCAAUUCAUCAUUAAAAAAGAGAGAAGAAGAAGAAGAAGGUAAAUAUUUCCGUAUGGUUAUUUCCAGUAAGCGUAGGAUGACAGUAUAGGAUUUGGGACAGCACUACACUGACAACGUUCACACACUCAGGAACUAAGUGCACGGUGCACGCAGUGUACUUGCUGAAGUGUACUGAUGCAAGUGUUCCAUUUGAGACACAACCUUUGUGUUACUUUUUACUGUUUCCUUUUGGAUGCAGAGUUGUCUAAUCUGUUUGAUUUAUUUGGCUUUUUGUGCGAUAUUUGAAAGACUAAGUGUGACUAUUUGUAAUGUUUUCAUGUAUUAUUUUUGUUGUUUUUGUACUAUUUUGUCCUGAAUGAAAGAAACGCUGGAGGUUUAAGUGAUGAUGUUCCAUCUUCCACUCGUCCAGCAGCAAACUACUUGUUAUUUGCUGGAUUAUAAUCCUUAUUACGACGUAUAUCAUGACUAUGUGUAAACUAAACAUGUCAGACGUCAUCUAUCAUUUUACUGAGUGUUGUAAAAAGCACUUCAAUGUUUGCAUUUAUCUGGCAGUCUUGAUGAAGAGCUUGUUAGUCUUUUCUUACUGAUGAUGAUGUGCAUCUUAUUAACAUGAAUAAUAAUAACCAUCAUAUUCGAAACAUAAUAAAAGCAGCACGCAGACA
Dunckerocampus dactyliophorus (ringed pipefish) is the source of this 4643-nucleotide messenger RNA. Its product is annotated as calcium/calmodulin-dependent protein kinase type II subunit beta-like. The record is from RefSeq and is a predicted model, not a curated record. Gene Ontology annotation, molecular function: calmodulin binding; calcium/calmodulin-dependent protein kinase activity; ATP binding. NCBI's taxonomy places the organism in Eukaryota, Metazoa, Chordata, Actinopteri, Syngnathiformes, Syngnathidae. Gene Ontology annotation, biological process: protein phosphorylation. The transcript is spliced from 23 exons. Bases 236 to 1975 code for a protein of 579 amino acids. Gene Ontology annotation, cellular component: cytoplasm; neuron projection.